Catharus ustulatus (Swainson's thrush) is the source of this 4311-nucleotide messenger RNA. RefSeq names its product phosphoribosylaminoimidazole carboxylase and phosphoribosylaminoimidazolesuccinocarboxamide synthase (gene PAICS). Gene Ontology annotation, biological process: 'de novo' IMP biosynthetic process. Bases 115 to 3240 code for a protein of 1041 amino acids. Lineage: Eukaryota; Metazoa; Chordata; Aves; Passeriformes; Turdidae. The record is from RefSeq and is a predicted model, not a curated record. The transcript is spliced from 18 exons. Gene Ontology annotation, molecular function: phosphoribosylaminoimidazolesuccinocarboxamide synthase activity.
CAGUAAAACUAGAUCCUUUCAUCUCGGCGGAGCUUACUGACAACCAGCCGUCUGGUUUCCUAGGAAACAAAAUCUUGGCUAGAAAUAGUGAAUCAUUUCCAGGUCACUUUCAACAUGGAGAGUGGAGCAGGGAAGCAUUGGACUGAGGAGGAGGUUAAAGCCUUGUUAAGCGUCUGGUCAGAAAAAAAUAUCAGAAAGCAACUGCACGGCACCCUGAGGAAUAAAGGAAUAUUUAUCUACAUUGCUAAAAGGUUACAGGAGUUGGGAGUGUGCAGGGACUGGAAACAGUGCCGUGCAAAGUACAAAAACCUGAAGUACGAAUACAGAACGGUUAAAUAUGCCCACAACUCUGGGGAUGUCACUAAAACCAUGAAGUUUUUCCAUGAUCUGGAUGCCAUAUUGCGAUAUGAGCCUGUCACACAAUUAGCAGCAGAAGAAAACGGCAGGUGUUCUGCGACUGAGACGCAGCUGAACACAAGCCCCACAACAGACAGCACGCAAGGUGAAAUACCAGUCUCUUUAGAAGAUGAUGAGGAUGCUCCAGGAGAUCCACUACUUUUUAUAUCACAUGCCAGACCUGUUCAACUAGGUAAUCCAGCGCCAGCAGCAGAGGCUUCCAAACCACCGGCUUUCAUUCCGACAGUAGCAAAUGAAGGAGGAAAACACUGGACUGUUAAUGAAGUCAGAGCUUUGAUACGCAUAUGGUCAGACAAAAAUAUCCAGCAACAACUGGAGGGGACAGUGAGAAAUAAAAGAAUAUUUGAACAGGUUGCUGCUAGACUGCAAAAGUUUGGAAUUGACAGGGACUGGAAGCAGUGCAGGACAAAAUACAAAAAUCUGAAACAUGAAUACAAGAGUGUAAAAAGUGCCCAAGACUCAGGGAGUACGAGUAAAAGCAUGAAAUUUUUUAAUGAACUCGAUGCUAUUCUGGGGCACUGCACCAUGGAACAAGCAAGUAAAUCAGAUAAUGAUGAAAGCGAGAGGCCUCCAGAAUGGACAGAAGCAAAAUCAGAAAAGGAUUCCGUAGAAAUGCCUGGAGACACAGGUGAAGAGGACUCUGUUAGUAAUAUGUCAGAAGACCUACAGAUUGCAGAUACAAAAAAACUUUCUGAUUCAGAAAUCCUUGAAGAUGACAGGGACUUUACCAAGUCCACCCCAGCAGCUCUGAAAUCUACACAAAUAAAGAAGGAGAUGAUUGAUAUAGAUGAUGAUUCUAUAAGCACUACCUCAGAAGACAGAUCUUGUACACCAGUAGCAAAACGGAUGGUGGGGACAGACAAUCACAUUCCCUUGGAAGAAGCACAAAAUCACUUUAAAGUUAUUACAGUUAAUGAUACGGGAGCAGGAAAACACUGGAGUGAUAAUGAAGUUAGGGCUCUGAUAAACAUAUGGUCAGAUGAGAAGAUACAACAAAUGCUUGAAGGGGCCACAAGAAAUAAAGAAAUAUUUGAGGAAAUUGCCAGAAGGUUAAUGAAAUGUGGUAUAGACAGAGACUGGAAACAAUGUCGCACAAAGUACAAGAACCUAAAAUACGAAUACCGUGCACUGCAGAAAGAAAAUGAACAUCUUGGAAAUCCUAGGAGAAAAAUGAGAUUUUAUGAUGAAGUUGACUGUAUCUUAAGAAGACAGCCUCUGGGAACCUCAGGCUGGGGAUGUGAAAGCUCAAGUCUCCUAUCAGUUUCAGUGGGAGAUGCUACAGACACAGGAUCUUUGAGUAUCAAGAGAAAAACAUGGAAUGAUGAGGUGUCACCUGUUCCAAUUAAGAAAAGUGCUUCUGAAAACACCAUACUUCACUUCCAAAAACUAUUAACAGAGAGAGUGCACACGGUAACAGAAGGCAAAAAGUUACUGUUUGAACGGCUUUGUAAGCAGGAAGAAAUGCAAGACCUCAACAGAACACAGCUGUAUGCUGAUCCAUCAGCCAUACAACAGGUGUCCGUGCCCGCUCCCGCCGCAGCCAUGGCCCCCGCAGCAUCAGACCUGAAACUUGGCAAAAAAGUUAACGAAGGUAAAACGAAAGAAGUGUACGAGCUGCCAGAUAUUCCGGGAUGUGUUCUCAUGCAGUCAAAAGACCAAAUAACGGCGGGAAAUGCAGCCAGGAAGGACCGAAUGGAAGGGAAGGCUGCCAUUUCCAACACAACGACAAGCUGUGUGUUUCAGCUGCUUCAGGAAGCUGGAAUCAAAACAGCUUUUGUCAGGAAACAGAGCGACACAGCCUUCAUAGCAGCUCACUGUGAAAUGAUCCCAAUUGAAUGGGUGUGCAGAAGAAUUGCUACUGGCUCUUUCCUCAAGAGAAACCCUGGUGUUAAAGAAGGGUAUAAGUUUUACCCACCCAAAAUUGAGAUGUUUUACAAGGAUGAUGCUAAUAAUGAUCCGCAGUGGUCUGAAGAGCAAAUAAUUGAAGCAAAAUUCUGUUUUGCUGGACUUACUAUUGGCCAAACUGAAGUAGAUAUUAUGUCUCGUUCUACUCAAGCCAUUUUUGAGAUCCUAGAAAAAGCAUGGCAGCCCCAAAACUGCACUCUUGUAGACCUGAAGAUUGAAUUUGGUGUUAAUGUGCUGACAAAAGAAAUCGUUCUUGCUGAUGUUAUUGACAAUGAUUCAUGGAGACUGUGGCCAGCAGGAGACAGAAGCCAACAAAAGGACAAACAGUCCUAUCGGGACCUGAAGGAAGUGACUCCUGAAGCACUGCAGAUGGUUAAGAGAAACUUUGAAUGGGUUUCAGAAAGAGUGGAGCUGCUUCUAAAAUCAAAGAGCCAAGGUAGAGUUGUGGUGUUAAUGGGAUCUUCUUCUGACCUCAGUCACUGUGAAAAAAUAAAAAAGGCAUGUGCAACCUUUGGAAUUCCUUGUGAAUUAAGAGUGACCUCUGCUCACAAGGGGCCAGAUGAAACCCUGAGGAUCAAAGCAGAAUAUGAAGGAGAUGGAAUCCCAACAGUGUUUGUUGCAGUAGCUGGCAGAAGCAAUGGUUUGGGGCCAGUAAUGUCUGGUAACACUGCUUACCCAGUUGUCAACUGCCCUCCACUCUCAGCUGACUGGGGUACUCAGGAUGUGUGGUCCUCUCUUAGACUGCCCAGUGGUCUUAGCUGUCCUACUACUCUGUCACCUGAAGGAGCUGCCCAGUUUGCUGCCCAGAUAUUUGGGCUAAAUAACCAUUUAGUGUGGGCCAAACUGCGAUCCAACAUGUUAAACACCUGGAUCUCCUUGAAGCAGGCUGACAAAAAACUUAGAGAGUGCUCCUUGUAAGUCACACUGACAAGUAACUGUUAUUAGUUACACAAUGACAAUGGCGUGUGCAUAUUCAUUCAUAUUAGGAUUUACCCUUGGAUGACCUCAAAAGUCCUGCAUCAUUUCUUGCAGAAGAAAGCAUUGUUAGAGCAGAAUAGGAAGUCUGUUGUGUCCUUCCCUUGUGUAUUUUUUUAAUGUAACAACUAAGUAGAGAUGGGGAAGUAGUAUUUUAGGUAUCUCUUUCUGUUUCUCCAGAAUGGUGCUUUUCUGCUUUUCAGUCUAUACUGUUAACUACAGACUUUGUAAAGAGAAUGAUUUGGUGUGAUCUAAAUAGAAUUCAACUACUCUUCUGCAUUUCUGUAACAGUAACACUCUUCCAUAGUAUUAAUGUAUGUCUUGAACCUUAUUAACUGAACUGGAGUGCUGAUUAAAGCCAGUGUUGAUGCUGUUCUGCUUGCAAUGAGGAUAUGCUUUCUAUAGCAAUAAAAUGGCAACAUAUGCUGUAUUAAUUGGAAAAGGGUGUGGAAAAAUGUUUUAAAAGCCUGAAAUAAAUACAUGCCUUAUUUAAAAUACAUAUAUAUGCAUACAUGUAUCUUUUUUUAAAAAUGUGUGUGUAUAUUUACUCCAUUGAUAUCUUUUGGAAUGAUGUGAUGAAGUUAAUACCAAUUUGCUUGUUCAUAACAAGCUAUAAAUACAAAUGGCUUGAGUGGCCUGUAAUUUGGCCUGUUGCCUGUUUGCUCUAACUCUUACCUAGUCCAGGCUUUGUCCUUUUAAAUACUAGGCAUAUCUACCUUCAAUAGUUCUAUAGAGCCUAUGUGAUUAUGUUGGACUGUCUUAAUACACGUCAAUAGCUGUAGCUAUUCUGUGUCUAUAUUUCCUCACUCUUUCUGUGAAAAUUUUACUGAACUGAACAGGGGAACACAUACUAAACCAACAAACUUCUGGGGCGGGAAGCCUAAGCAUGACUUUCUUGUCUUUGCACACACCAGUCUUCUGAGUAGGUAAGAUUCUAACAAAUAUGCAAUUACUCAAAAAGUAUGUAACAUCUAUGCUUUUACAAUUAUAAAUAAACUAUUGAAUGCAAAUCUA